AUGGCUCAUCCGCCAGCCCUGCCUGCACUCGGAGAUUAUGUAGCGCCAAAUCUCAUAUUGACUGGAAUUGACGUCGAUGAAAUUCCAGAUGGCGCAAUCCCAACCGAUGAACAAAUCGUAAGAGAGUGUCACCGGAGGAAGACGUUCGAGAAACAAAGUGAAGUGAUGCCAAUUAACGCCGCUGAUGCUGCAGCAGCCGAGAUCCGGUAUAAUUCCGUGCUUAUGAGGAGAAACAAUGGUGGCAUGGUACUCGUCCACCCCGAUUUGAUGGCGAUGUUUGACCCCGAUUUGAUGGCCAUAUUUGAAACCCUCCGAGAUGGCCAAAAGGAAAUUAAGGAUCGUCAACAGGCUCAGCAAUUGGCUCAUGAACGUCUUCAGGUUGAAGUUCAAGAAGGCCAUGCACGACUCCAGCGGGCCAUAUAUGACGUCAACACGAAGUUGGACGCAAGCAUUAGGGCAAAUGCAGCGAGGAGCGUCAAUCGGUCCAUCAGAUACAACCAGCCCGAUUUAGCUUUCGGAAUUCUCCCAAAGAUCAUUGCUGGCCAUCCAUUUGUGGACCCUCCUCCGAAUGUUCCGGGAGUUGACUUUAACAACCAGGUUUAUCAAGUUGGUGCCAAUCCUCCCAACGGCCUAUUCCCACUCAAUUUUAGGGAAUUUGGUAACAUGAGGAUAGAUGUGGCCAACUCUCCGAGUAGGCUCAGGGGGUUAUUUUGGUUUUAUAAUGACCCUCGGCUUUUCAUCCCUAACAAUGCCACCAACGAAAGAUGCAGUGAAGGAUGGGACAACUUCAAGCGUUAUAUCAGGAAGUGA
Messenger RNA from Striga asiatica, 810 nucleotides. Lineage: Eukaryota; Viridiplantae; Streptophyta; Magnoliopsida; Lamiales; Orobanchaceae. The record is from the annotation of a GenBank genome assembly.